Messenger RNA from Rotaria sp. Silwood1, 270 nucleotides. Lineage: Eukaryota; Metazoa; Rotifera; Eurotatoria; Philodinida; Philodinidae. The record is from the annotation of a GenBank genome assembly.
AUGGUUAAUGAUUGUGAAAAUAGAUUUGAUAAACCAAGUACAUGUCCACAACAACGAUGUACAUCAACACAAUUUCAAUGUCGAAAUCAAAAUUAUACAUCAAUAUCAUAUGUUUGUGAUGAGGAAGAAAAUUGUACAUACCGUUGUAUGCCAGGAACAUUUCGUUGUAGUUGUAUUUCUAGUUCAUGUUUACCGAUGGUUAGAUUAGUUUUUAAACAAAAAACACAUUAUGAAAUUUGUGGUGAUAAUAGUGAUGAAAAUUCAAAUUAA